ACGUGUCAUAUGACAGGCUUCACAGUUACUUUGCGGCCGGUGACGUGACAAGAGACAAACAUUGCUGUUAGCACUAAUAGCAAGUUUGUUGACUUUCGCAAUUCCUCGCUCUUCCCUCAAUAUCAGAGCAGUUACACGAAAAAUGGACAAUAGCGGGAAAGAAAAGGAAGCAACGGCUUUAGUGGCCGAGGCUGAAAAGAAAAUGAAAUCAUCCCAGUCGUUUUUCGGAGCGAUGUUUGGGAGUUCCUCCAAGAUGGAAGAGGCCUGUGACAUGUAUGUGAGGGCAGCCAACAUGUACAAAAUGGCCAAAAAUUGGUGUGCUGCAGGAAACGCAUUCUCCCAAGCGGCUCGCCUUCACCUCCAGAUGCAGAGCAAACACGAUGCAGCGACUAACUUCAUAGAUGCUGGAAACGCCUUCAAAAAAGCAGAUCCACAAGAGGCCAUAAACUGCUUAAACCGAGCUAUUGAGAUAUACACUGAUAUGGGGCGCUUCACCAUUGCAGCCAAACAUCACAUCACCAUUGCUGAAAUAUAUGAGACGGAGAUGGUGGACAUAGACAAGGCCAUUGCUCAUUAUGAACAAGCGGCAGAUUAUUACAAAGGGGAAGAGUCCACCAGCUCAGCAAACAAGUGCCUUCUGAAAGUAGCAACCUAUGCAGCUCAGCUGGAGCAGUACCCAAAAGCGAUUGAGAUCUAUGAACAGGUCGGAACCCACGCAAUGGACAGUACGCUGCUGAAAUACAGUGCCAAGGAUCACUUCUUCAAGGCAGCGCUCUGUCACUUCUGUGUCGACAUGCUGAAUGCAAAACUUGCCGUGCAGAAGUAUGAAGAGAUGUUUCCGGCUUUUUCAGAUGCUCGAGAAUGCAAGCUGUUGAAGAAACUUCUAGAUGCCUAUGAAGAGCAGAACCUGGAAGCCUACACUGACUCAGUGAAGGAAUUCGACACCAUUUCUCGGUUGGACCAGUGGCUCACCACCAUGCUUCUCCGCAUCAAGAAAACCAUUCAGGACGAUGAGAGUGAUCCUUCGCUGACUUCCCUCCCAGCUUGUGACGUCAAAUCCUCAACCGCCGACUUGCAUCCUUCUUUUCGCGUUGAGGCUCUCACUUCCAUUCUAGCAGCAAUCUUAACUGUUUGACGUUUAGCCCCUCAUAUUCCCCGGCAGAUACUGUGUUUCUUUCCAACAGAUCUGCAGUAUUUGUUCUUGCCUUUUUAACCCGCUGAACUCAAUGCUUUAAAAAUGAUGGUCUUCUAGAUAUGAACACUAUUUUCCCCAUGUGCACACUGCACACAUUAUGUUGGUUGUAUAUUGUUAUGGUCCUGGUAUUGGCCCAAUAGUAGUUCAGAUAUUCAUAAUGGGCUGCAAUACCAAAUACUCAUACCAGCACACUUAUAUAAUAAAGGUUUUAUUUUUGUUUUUCUUGUUAUAAAAUGGAUGAGAAGAUGCCAAUUACUAACUUCGAUCUACAAAUAUGUUUCCCAGAAUGUGCUUUGGAAUAAACUUAAUUGACCAGAAUACCAAUAUAGACUAAAGUUCACACAUUGGUUUUUGGUCAUUUUGAGUGCUCUAGUAUCCUUUAGGUCAUAUCAGGGCAUCUCUAAUUAAACUCCUUUAAGAGCUCCUCUCCAUGCAGAGACCAAGAGUUCCAGUUUGUUCCAAGGCAAAUACCCACUUUGCCUUAUAUUGCAAAGUACUCAGGACGUGAACAGUUAGAUCUGAUGAAAAAUUAUGGUUUUAGAAGCAUUAUCAAUUAAUUGCUCAUUGUUUUUUGUCAUAUCGAUUUAAAGUGCUUUUAUUUCACAAACAAAGCUCAUCACAUUGCAUGGUUUUGUAAGGAUGAGGGGAAAAGAGAGCAGCUGUUUUCCACUGUAUAGGAGUUAUUUCUCUUUUCUUUCCUAUUUUUUGUGAUUGUCUUGAUAUGUGUUUUUCUUUCUGUCAUACUUUACCAGGCUGAGAAAAAAGCCUGCUCGAGAUGCAAUACAUUGAAAAAAAACGGA
Molecule: messenger RNA, 1995 nt
Organism: Cottoperca gobio
Lineage: Eukaryota; Metazoa; Chordata; Actinopteri; Perciformes; Bovichtidae
Gene: napab
Product: N-ethylmaleimide-sensitive factor attachment protein, alpha b
Exons: 11
Coding region: 143-1135 (330 amino acids)
Biological process (GO): SNARE complex disassembly; synaptic transmission, glutamatergic; regulation of synaptic vesicle priming
Cellular component (GO): terminal bouton; synaptobrevin 2-SNAP-25-syntaxin-1a complex; vacuolar membrane
Molecular function (GO): syntaxin binding; soluble NSF attachment protein activity
Source: RefSeq, a predicted model, not a curated record